UAACCUGUGCUGGAAUAUACUGAUAUCCUAUGUGAAGGUACAAUAAUCUGCAAAAUGAUUGUAGAUGAUCAUGUUGCAGUGCGCUAUUAUUGUAAAAUGCGGCAUUUAGGUUCAACAUAUUAAGUUUUACGAAUCGCAAAUAGUAAUGUAAAGCAUGUUUCUUGUGGUUGACUGUGAUAUUCAGGAGAAAGGUGAUAUUUUCCUUGCAGUUUAUCACCACUUUAUGAAUGUGUUCCGUUAACGAUUAGUUCAAUGACAGAGAUGGUAUAUCUGAUAUCACCGUUAAAGAAUGAUUGGAAAACAAAAAAGAAAGGGAAUUACCAAAUGGUUGGCAAUAUCGAUUUUACUGGCUCUGGUUUCUGUGACAACCAUUUUACAGGCAUAUUCGUUUCUUGGUGUCUCCACAAGGAUUGCUUCGACACACAAGUAUAUAAAAAGUCAUAUAACUAAUCGAAAACAGAAUACAAGUAUGGUCACAGAAAAUGCAUCGAUUCAAAAUGAUAAUAUUUUUAAGUAUCUAGAAGUUAAACCAGUAAAAUCUACAUCGACGAGGAAUAUAUUCACGUAUAACAUCCCAGAAUACAACACAAAAAGUGUAAACAUUACACCAAAAGCGUUGUCGAAUACAUCGCAAAAGAAAAUAACUCAUAUUGGAUUUUUAAAAGUCCAUAAGGCCGGUUCAACAACUAUGCAAAAUAUCUUCUUCCGGUUCGGUCUAAAGUAUAAUUUAACAUUUGUUCUACCAGAAAAAGGACACUACUUCCUUAGUACAAAGUCAGCAAUGCCAGUGGCACCUGGAAACCAUCGCGAUAUUUUGGCUUGCCAUUCUGUAUACAGCCGGAAUUUGUUUGGAUCAGUGCUUCCGGAAGAUACGGUAAAUAUCGGAAUCAUUCGGGAACCCUUGGAACGUAUGAUAAGUGCCGCGUAUUAUUACAGGGACGUGUGGAAAUCUCCAUUACUUGUUAAAGUUCCUAGAUUAAACUUCAUUCACAAUCUUGUCAAUCGGCCACAUCUAUAUGAAUUGAAACCGUUUACUAAAACAAAAAACGCAAUGGGACAAGAUUUCGGGUUUUCUCCCACAACUUCAAUUAACGAUACGGACUAUAUUAAAAAGCAUCUUGAUUUGUUGAAAAAAGACUUUAAACAGGUCCUUGUAAUGGAAAGAUUUGAAGAAUCUCUUAUACUUAUGAAAAGAACUUUGAACUGGGAUCUAGCAGACGUCAUUUAUUUAAAAACAAACAGUCACGCCCAUCAGCCCGUUAUAUUAACUCCUUAUGAACUUGAUAAAUUUAAAUCCACGUGUUUCCUAGAUUACGCUGUAUAUGAAACAUUUUACGAAAUUUUUGAUAAAAAAAUAGCGGCUGAAGGUCCUGACUUUAUAAAUGAAGUGGAACAUUUUAAAUCAGUGCUUCAGUUAGUAAAAGAUUUCUGCGAAUUGGGAACAAGAAAACUCCUGAAAAUAGCCCAGUCUGCAUGGAACGAACCUUUUGAAGUAACAAAACAGGAUUGUCUAUAUAUGCAAAUGAAGGAAUUAAAAUUUGUUGAGUUUCUUAAAAGACGACAUAGAGAAUUAAAUAUCAUGUACGACCUUAUGAAGAAUUACGAUAGAAAUGAUGUUUUACGGGCUCAAAGAUUUAUGUCAAAACGAACACGGCCCGUACAUCACAUGUGGAAAACCAUUUGAAAGAUAGUAUCUCAAACAAUUAGCUUCGGUUGGAAUUUAACAAAAAAAAAAACAACGUUUAAGGACGAGAAGAGAUGUCAGUUUAGUUUAUACCACAGUUACUGUCCAAUGGGAUGACAAUCGUUAAAAGACUAGAUUUCACUCUGUUUUAUUAACGUUUCGGCCUUAUCUUUAUACCUUUAUUAAGAAUAUAUUGUACGUCUUGCCUUUCA
This is a messenger RNA of Mercenaria mercenaria, 1896 nucleotides long. RefSeq names its product galactose-3-O-sulfotransferase 2-like. Gene Ontology annotation, cellular component: membrane. Bases 290 to 1684 code for a protein of 464 amino acids. Gene Ontology annotation, biological process: glycolipid biosynthetic process. NCBI's taxonomy places the organism in Eukaryota, Metazoa, Mollusca, Bivalvia, Venerida, Veneridae. The transcript is spliced from 3 exons. The record is from RefSeq and is a predicted model, not a curated record. Gene Ontology annotation, molecular function: galactosylceramide sulfotransferase activity.